Molecule: messenger RNA, 4082 nt
Organism: Chrysoperla carnea
Lineage: Eukaryota; Metazoa; Arthropoda; Insecta; Neuroptera; Chrysopidae
Gene: SMC1
Product: structural maintenance of chromosomes protein 1A
Exons: 13
Coding region: 136-3831 (1231 amino acids)
Biological process (GO): sister chromatid cohesion
Cellular component (GO): chromosome; nucleus; cohesin complex
Molecular function (GO): protein binding; DNA binding; ATP hydrolysis activity
Source: RefSeq, a predicted model, not a curated record
UAACGCCGUUCGGUUGUAUACAAUAAAUACAUCGAAUAAUAACCAAGAUUAUUGUUUACCGUUUGAUUAGUACUCAGUUUCGCAGUGUAAUUAAAUAAUGAAAUAAAUUUAUUAAAUGCAUAAAAACUAUUAAAAAUGCCUGCAUUUUUAAAACAUAUCGAAGUUGAAAACUUCAAGUCAUAUCGAGGCAAACUGAUAAUUGGACCUUUGAAAUCUUUUAACGCAGUAAUUGGUCCAAAUGGGUCAGGUAAAUCAAAUUUUAUGGACGCCGUAAGUUUUGUUAUGGGCGAAAAAACAUCAAGCCUUCGAGUUAAAAAGUUUUCAGAUCUAAUUCAUGGGGCAUCCAUCAAUAAACCAGUUUCUAGAAGUUGCUCAGUAACUGCUGUAUUUGAGCUUGAAGAUGGCACCGAAAAAAGUUUUAUGAGAACCGUCAAUUAUGGUUCAUCAGAUCAUAAAAUUAAUAAUCAGAACGUAUCCCAGCAAGCAUAUUUAAAUGAAUUAGAAAAGUUAGGAAUUAACGUAAAAGCAAAGAAUUUUUUGGUAUUUCAAGGAGCAGUUGAAUCAAUAGCUAUGAAAAAUCCAAAAGAACGAACGGCUUUAUUCGAAGAAAUUAGCGGAUCUGGAGUUUUAAAGCAAGAAUAUGAUCGCCUUCGAUUAGAAAUGUUAAAAGCUGAAGAAGAAACACAAUUCUCGUAUCAAAAGAAAAAAGGUAUAUCAGCUGAACGAAAAGAAGCCAGAUUAGAGAAAGAAGAAGCUGAUAAAUAUGCUCGAUUAAAAGCGGAUUUGGCGGAUAAGCAAAUUGAAUUGCAAUUAUUUCGAUUGUUUCAUAACGAAAGAGAAAUCAAAGAGCUUGAAGAAGAAUUAAAACGUAAACAACAUGAAGUUGAAAAAAUUGAGAAGAAAAAAGAAAAAGCUGAAGAAGUAUUAAAAGAAAAAAAGAAGGAACAAGGUAAAGCUGGACGAGAAUUAGCAAAAAUUGAACAAGAAAUUCGUGAAAUGGAAGCGGAAACGUCGAAGAAAAAACCCCAAUUUAUCAAAGCAAAAGAAAGAGUUUCACAUAUACAAAAAAAAUUAGAAGGAGCGCAAAAAACUUUGGAGAAGGCACGUAAAGCAAAUGAUGCACAUUUGAAUGAUAUUAGAAAGUUGGAGGAAGAACUCGCUAAAGUAGAAGCUGAACAAGCUGAGUAUGAAGCAACUAUCGCGGGAGAAUCUGAAAGCCAAGGGAGAAGUGUUCAGUUAGAAGAUGCUCAGGUACGAGAAUAUCACCGAUUGAAAGAAGCUGCUGGAAAACAAUCAGCAAGAUAUUUACAGCAACUGGAUUCGGUUAAUCGCGAACAGAAAGCUGAUCAAGAUCGUUUGGAUAAUGUGUAUCGCAUGCGUACUGAUGCUGAAAAUAAACGUAGUCAAAAAGAGCACGAAAAAGAAGAAAUGCAAAAACGUAUUGAAAAAUUAGCUGAUCAUAUUCGAACCAACGAACAAGCAUUAAAAGAGAAGCGAAAAAUGUGUUUAGAGCUGCAAUCAGACGUUGGUACGUCAAAAGGUCGUGUAUUAGAAAUUGAAAAACAAUUAGAAGAAGUUGUUGAACAACUUGGCGAUGCAAAAGUUGACAAACAUGAAGACUCGCGUCGAAAGAAAAAACAAGAAAUUGUAGAACGAUUCAAGAGUAAUUAUCCCGGUGUGUAUGAUCGCAUGAUUUCAAUGUGUCAACCAAUACACAAACGAUACAAUGUAGCAAUUACAAAAGUACUUGGUAAGUACAUGGAGGCUAUUGUUGUUGACACAGAGCAUACAGCACGUCAAUGUAUCCAAUAUUUAAAAGAACAGAUGUUAGAACCCGAAACAUUUUUACCAUUGGAUUACCUACAAACAAAACCAUUGAAGGAACGUUUAAGAAAUAUUCAAUCACCAAGCGGUGUCAAGUUAUUGUAUGAUGUGUUAACAUUUCAACCACAGGCAAUUAAUCGUGCUGUACUUUUUGCAACGAAUAAUGCUUUGGUUUGUGAAACACCAGAUGAUGCAAACAAAGUCGCAUACGAAAUGGAUAAAUACCGCUACGAUUGCGUUGCUUUAGAUGGUACAUUUUAUCAAAAGUCUGGAAUUAUUUCGGGUGGUAGCUUGGAUUUAGCACGUAAAGCUAAACGUUGGGAUGAAAAACAUAUGGCACAAUUGAAAGCUAAAAAGGAGAAACUAUCUGAAGAGCUACGUGAAUCAAUGAAAAAUUCUCGAAAAGAAUCCGAAUUGAAUACAUUAAAUUCACAGAUUGCUGGGUAUGAAUCACGUUUGAAAUAUUCCAAAGCAGAUUUAGCAACCACUACCAAAGAAAUAGAAACUGUUGAAAAAGAACUGAAACGAUUGGAAAAAGAAAUGAAAGAAUUUGGUCCAACUAUUGCCGAGAUUGAACGUACAAUGCAAAUACGGGACCAAAAAAUUGAAGAAAUCAAAGAGAAUAUGAAUAAUGUCGAGGAUGUUGUAUUCGCUAGUUUUUGUGAACAAAUUGGUGUUAGUAACAUCAGACAAUACGAGGAACGCGAAUUACGUACUCAAGAACAAAGGAAACAAAAACGACUUGAAUUUGAAAUGCAAAUUAACGCCAUUUCAAGUAAUUUAGAAUUUGAAAAAAGUCGAGAUACUCAAAAUAAUGUUUCACGUUGGGAGCGAGCUGUUCACGAUGACGAGGAAGAAUUAGAAUCCUGUCGUAAAGUAGAAGCAAAACACAGACAAGAAAUAGACAACGAUAUGAAAAAUAUCGAAAAAUUAAAAUCUGAGAAAGUAGCACGUAAACAAGAAUAUGAUCGAAUGGAGGAAGAAGUUGGUAAAGCACGCCGUGAAGUUGGUACAAUUGCUAAAGAUAUUCAAGCUGUCCAAAAACAACUUACGUCCAUCGAAACAAAAAUAGAAAGCAAAAAAAGCGCUCGACAUAAUAUUCUAAAACAGUGCAAGAUGGAUGACAUAGCCAUUCCCAUGGAACAAGGUAAUAUGGAAGAUAUUGCACUUGAAACACCAGCAAAUUCAGAAAAUUCAACAAAUAAUUCGACUAUUGGCAGUUCAAAUAAUUCAUCACGACAGUUCCCUAGGGAAAAUCGAGUCAUUAAAAUUGAUUACCGUCAUUUAUCUUUAUCAUUACGAGACCUUGAAGAUCCUGACGAUGUAAAGAAAAAAGAAAACAGUUUAAACAAAUCUAUUAAAAGUCUUCAAGAUACGGUUACAAAUAUUCAAGCUCCAAAUAUGAAGGCUAUACAAAAACUUGAACAAGCUUCAGGUAAACUACAAUCAACAAACGAAGAACUGGAAAAUGCUAGAAAAAAAGCAAAGAAAGCUAAAAUAGCUUUUGAAAAAGUACAAAAAGAACGACACGAUAAAUUUAUGACUUGCUUUGAAUACGUUGCAAAUGAAAUUGACACCAUUUACAAAUCGUUAACUAAAAAUCAAUCAGCUCAAGCUAUGAUCGUGCCAGAAAAUCCUGAAGAACCAUUUUUAGAUGGAAUAAACUACAAUUGUGUAGCACCAGGUAAACGUUUUCAACCAAUGCAAAAUUUGUCUGGUGGAGAGAAAACCGUAGCUGCGUUAGCCUUAUUGUUUGCAAUACAUAGUUUUCAACCAGCACCAUUCUUCGUCCUCGACGAAAUUGACGCUGCCCUUGAUAAUACAAACAUUGGUAAAGUGGCUAGUUACAUUCGUGAAAAAACCGCAAACUUACAAACAAUUGUUAUAUCACUCAAAGAAGAAUUUUAUAGCCAUGCUGAUUCCUUGUUUGGAAUUGUUCCAGAUCAAGGAGAAUGUUUAAUAAGCAACUGUUUAACUAUAGAUUUGAAUCAAUUUCCAGCUAAUUAAAAAUGUUUAUUUGUGGAUUCUAAAAUUUCUUGAUAAGUUUUUAGUUAUUAUAAUAAUCUCUAAUUAUAUGCACAGUCAGUCUUAGUUAAGUGAGAUUCUGAAGAAUAUUUGAUUUGAUAUCAUUAAAAAUAGUAAUUUAUAAUUGUUACCUUUUCAUCUCAAAAAAAUAUAGGAACAAUGAAAAGACGAAUAUUCUCAAUUACAAAAAUUCGAGAUUAAUGGCCAAAAUAAACUUUCAGAUCUUUCUUAAU